Silurus meridionalis is the source of this 1542-nucleotide messenger RNA. RefSeq names its product keratin, type I cytoskeletal 9-like. The record is from RefSeq and is a predicted model, not a curated record. Lineage: Eukaryota; Metazoa; Chordata; Actinopteri; Siluriformes; Siluridae. The transcript is spliced from 15 exons. Bases 434 to 1513 code for a protein of 359 amino acids.
GAAAUGUGUGUGCUCCAGAUCCUUUAGCUUGUGGGGCUAAUGCAGUCAUGGCAUUUUCAGGCCCUGGAAUUAGGGUCUUGGGUUUAAAUACUCCACCGUUGGGACGACGAUGACGAAUGGGGGGGUAGAAUGUAGCAGAAUGGUCUGAUGUCAUCUAGUCAGCUGAGGCUGAUUAUGCUCAUUUACCUGCCUAUAAAGUCGUUUCGGUUUGUGUUGUGGGUGCGUUUGCUCUUUGUCCGCGAGCGAGCCGCCGUACUUCCGGGUUUACGUGCAGAUAGUGGCAAGGGUGGACUGAGGAGCUUUGUGGGGAAGCCUCUAAGCGUUUAGGAAGACGUGCUUAAUAAACGUCUGCAUCCGUGCCUCUGUACAGUAUAAAUAGAGCAUCAGAAGUCGGAGAGUAGAGCAGAAGGAGGAAGAAGAAGAAGGAGCAGAAAUGGACGUGGUGUUUCUGGUGGUGUUGCUGGUUGUUGGAACUGUUGCUCACCCAGAAAAUGGUGGGCAGCAAGGUCCUGGACCUGUAGGAGGAGGAUCUGGGCCAAUGGGAGGAGGAUCUGGGCCAAUGAGAGGAGGAUCUGGGCCAAUGGGAGGAGGAUCUGGGCCAAUGGGAGGAGGAUCUGGGCCAAUGAGAGGUCGAUCUGGGCCAAUGAGAGGAGGAUCUGGGCCAAUGGGAGGAGGAUCUGGGCCAAUGGGAGGAGGAUCUGGGCCAAUGGGUGGAGGAUCAGGGCCAAUGGGAGGAGGAUCAGGGCCAAUGAGAGGAGGAUCUGGGCCAAUGGGCGGAGGAUCAGGGCCAAUGGGAAGGCAUCCUGGCCCAAGAGGAGGCGCUUUCGGGCCAAUGGAAAGAGGUCCUGGGCCUAUGGGAGGAGGAAAUCCUGGAUUUACAGGAGGAGUUGGAACAAUGGGAGGAGAAGCUGGACCAAUGCAAAGUCCUUCUGCAAUGAAACAACGCCCUGGGACUAAAGGAGGACAUCGUACGCCAAAGAAUGACAGUUCUGAGUCAUUGGGGAAACAUCACAAGGCAAAGAAUGAAACUACUAAACGAUUUGGUGGAAGAGGCGAUCGGCCUCCAGUUGUGCCUGGACAGAUGAGAGCAUCAGAUGGUGACCAAUCCUGGAGUCCAUCUGGAGACGGGCCAAGAAAUGAUUUUGGAAUUGGGAUGCCUGUAGAAUUCGCAGAACUAAGAGGAGGAUCACACAGAGGAUCACAUGGAGGAUCACAUAGAGGACCACCACAUCAUGGAGAAAAACCAUUCAGUCCCAACUUUCAGUUCAUCCCUCUGUUCAAGACGGACAAUAUCACACUGCAGGAUUUGAAUUUCACUCUGCCACUGAGAGAGGGGGAAAACAUGUUUGUCUUAUCAAGAUCUCAGAUCCAGGGAUUGCUGCAGACAAACAGGAACGACUUUCGGGCCUUAAUGCCGUACGUGAAGAUGAUCUUCACCCCCACUGCUGCAAAAAAGCUCUCGCUGGAGUUCGGAGUGAUGCAGAAGACUUGGGCUGAAAAUCCUGCAGGAUAAAAGGAAAGAGAAGAUCACACCAGACACAG